Molecule: messenger RNA, 1506 nt
Organism: Camelus dromedarius (Arabian camel)
Lineage: Eukaryota; Metazoa; Chordata; Mammalia; Artiodactyla; Camelidae
Gene: TAFA5
Product: TAFA chemokine like family member 5
Exons: 4
Coding region: 173-550 (125 amino acids)
Biological process (GO): G protein-coupled receptor signaling pathway
Molecular function (GO): G protein-coupled receptor binding; receptor ligand activity
Source: RefSeq, a predicted model, not a curated record
AGACACAGCCCGGCUCCCGGAGCGGCGCCUCCAGUCGCGGCGGAGCGCGGCGUUGGCGCGGAUGGAGGGCGCGAGCGAGCGGCCGCGGCGGCUGCACCCGGCGGGGCGCUGAUGCGGCGCCUGGACUUUCGCUGCUCGACUUGGGGGGCGUCGGCCGAGUGGGCACUCCGCGAUGCAGCUCCUGAAGGCUCUCUGGGCACUUGCCGGGGCCGCGCUCUGCUGCUUCCUCGUCCUGGUGAUCCACGCGCAGUUCCUGAAAGAAGGUCAGCUGGCCGCCGGCACCUGUGAGAUCGUGACCCUGGACCGGGACAGCAGCCAGCCACGGAGGACGAUCGCCCGGCAGACAGCUCGCUGCGCAUGCAGGAAGGGGCAGAUCGCAGGCACCACGAGGGCCCGGCCCGCCUGCGUGGACGCACGGAUUAUCAGAACAAAGCAGUGGUGUGACAUGUCUCCCUGUCUGGAGGGAGAAGGCUGUGACUUGUUAAUCAACCGGUCAGGCUGGACGUGCACGCAGCCCGGCGGGCGGAUAAAGACCACCACGGUCUCCUGACAAACGCAGCCCCAGAGGGGCCCCGGGAGUGGCCUUGGCUCCCUGGCAAGUCCACACCUUGGCCACGGUUCCCGUCCGUCGAGGACGACACCAUUCUCCGUCAUCCGCCCACCCUCCGUUUCUCUGUGGCCCGUCAAGGGCACCUGCUUCCUGGGCCUCCUGAGCUGAGUCUGUCCAUCCGGCUGCCCAGAGGAGUGAGGCCUGGGACACUGGGACACACAGCGGGGCUGCACCGGGCAUCCGUCCGUGGGAGCCUGGCCUGGCCCGCCCUCCCUACCGAGGAAGAGGAGGAGGAGGAGGCUGCAGUCCAGCUGGCCCGAAGGAGGACAGCACCGGCCCGGGGGAGGACGGACUCUCGGGCGCAGAAGUGGCCUCUCCUGGUGCCCCAGACUGUCCGAAUCGCUUUUAUUUUCUUACCCUUUCAGUAUAUUCAAUAGACCAAAGAUCAAAAUCUAUUUUAACGCGGACUCUCCCUCACCAUCAGAGUCCCUGGGUUUGACUGGGCGGCACAGGGCAGAGACAUGCUGGUGGCCCCGGCAGGGCGGAGGGGGCGGCCCCGCCAGAGGCCUCCGCCCCAAGGACACUGCGGUGCCACCUGAGGGGCCGGGUCGGCCGGAGGACCCCGCGGCUGCUCUGCGGGACACGGCGGGCGAUGUCCCCACGCAGCAGACCCGGCGGGCGCGCCUCCCCGGGAACCCAGGCCGCGUGCUCACCCCGCUCCUCUGUACUUAGAUGGACUUGAUCGUACUAAACUCACUUUCUGUUUUAACCAGUUAAACACGCCUCUCUGCAGCUCCAUCUGGUAGUGGGAUAAUCCAGAAUUCGCCAAGAGCAUGUUGGGUCUCCCAUGACGGCUGUCUCAUCAGAUCACCAUUUAGCUCCAGAAAGCAAAUUAAAGAAAACUAAAGUAACCCUUGUUUGAAAGAGAUCAUUAAAUGUAUUUUGCAAAGCCUAAA